CCGCUGCCGAGGUUGCCCGAGGCCGGUAGGCGGUGCUGCCGGUCGCCGCCCUCCCCUCAUUCCGGCCCAGCGCGCGGGAUCGCGGCGGCGGAUCUCUGCAUAUUCGCUCUUCGGCCCGUCCUUAUCCCAGCUCUCCAGCGGCUGCCGGGCGGACCUCCAGGAUGUGGAGGCUGGUGCCCGCCUCGGGAAAAGGAGAGCCAUAUCGGCUUUUAAGUGGUGUAGAAUAUGUUGUUGGACGGAAAAACUGCACAAUUUUAAUUCAGGAUGAUCAGUCUAUCAGCCGCAGUCAUGCAGUUCUGACCGUUAGUCGGCCUGAAACAAGUCCUAGUCAAUCUCACUCUGUACCUAUCUUAACAGUAAGAGAUACAUCUAAGUAUGGUACCUUCGUUAAUGGAUCAAAACUCAAUGGUGCUUCUGUGUCUUUACAAUCUGGUGACAGAAUCAACUUUGGAGUCUUUGAGAGCAAGUUUAGAGUGGAAUAUGAGCCUUUGGUUGUCUGUUCCUCAUGUUUAGAUGUAACUCAGAAAAAUGCUUUAAAUCAAGCCAUCCAGCAACUAGGAGGCCUUGUAGUGAAUGAAUGGACAAAAGAGUGUACCCACCUUGUAAUGGUAUCAGUAAAAGUUACUGUUAAGACUAUAUGUGCUUUGAUUUGUGCUCGACCAAUUAUAAAACCAGAGUUUUUUUCUGAAUUAAUCAGAGCUAUUCAGUCCAGGCAACAGUUGCCAAAUCAUGAAAGCUUUUAUCCUCCCGUUGAUGAGCCUUCCAUUGUCAGUGAAAACCUGGAUUUAUCUGAGCGUCAUGAAAGGAAAAAAAUAUUCAGUGGAAAAACUUUUGUAUUUCUAACUGCCAGGCAGCACAAGAAACUGGGUCCAGCAGUUGUUCUUGGAGGAGGGGAAGUAAAGUUGAUGACAGAAGGAAGAAAAGAAAUGCCUUUACUACUGUCUCCUGAAGUUUGUGUAGUUGAUGUGGGUUUGACAAACUCUCAGAUCUCAGGAUCUGACUCUAUGACAAACCGGACUGAUUCCAUUCUGCCUGUCUUGGAAAGCAAGAAUCUUAGGGCUAUUCCCGAGGCAGAAAUUGGAUUGGCAGUUAUCUUCAUGUCCACGGAAAAAUACUGCAAUCCUCAAAAGCAGCCUGCUUCCAAAGCUGUAGGUGAAAGUUCUCCCACAUCAGCUGCCGUAGGCGGAGCCAUUUCCCAGAGUCUGGCUGUGGAUGAAACCAUAAUGCCAACUGCUGCAGAUAGCAACAGCUUGUACGUAGCUGAUACGGAAGAGCACACAUGUAUGGAGAUAGAGAAUACUUCCCAGGUGCAUAGACAAAGGAAAAUGGCUUUCCAGGAUGCAACUGCCAUAAAAAAACCCAGUGGCACAAGUGGCAGUGUAAGUGCAGGAACAUCAGUACCUAGAGGGAACAGAACAUCUGGUUUCAGCCAAAGAAGUCAGCCUGUCUCACCACCUAAAAUUUCAGAAGCUGGCAAACCUCGUGAGAGUGCUUCACGUCACCAGUCAAACUCAAUUACAAAUUACUUCCAGGUUUCUAGAAAAAGGGAAAGAUCUGAAGAAGAAGAAACAUCUGUACCCAAACUAGCAAAAUUGGAGGAAAGGUCAUCACCUCUUCCCAAGUGCACUGAAUCCACAGCUUUGUUGAUCUGCAACAGUGAAACUAAACAGUAUCAAAAGAAAAAUAAUAUCCUGGACCCAAACCCAAAUUUUGCAGAAGACAUGGGUAUAGAGCUUAUGAGAGAAAGUGUCAAACUAUCAAGUGAUAGAACAGACACUAAAACCACCUCUAGUGAAAAUCAUACAACAAAAAAGAGAAAGGAAUUAGAUGAUUUAUCUGAAGAUACAGAAGCAUUAGAAAUUGUGUUUGAAAGCAGAGAUACAGACUGGGAAGAUCAAAUGGCAGAUCAUGACCAGGAAGCUCAAGGAAAUACACGAAAAAAACUAUGUUUAGAAGCCAAAGGAAGCAGGAUUCAAGAAGUGAAUGUAAAUCAGAGAGAGGAGAAUAAAGUGUUGAAAGAAGAGGAACUUGGAUCAGUUCUAACUUCAGAAAUGAAAAGUGAUAUCAAGCAAGAGUCACCAGUCUUGAACCACAGCAAUCUGCAAGAUGACUCCAGCAAUCUUCCUAGCAGGCUUCUGUUGACAGAGUUUAGAUCCUUGGUUGUCAGCCAUCCAAGACAGAACAGUCAUAUUCCUGGAAAUACCAGCUAUGGGGGAAAGAAAAAUUUCAAAAUGUUCAAAAAGGUAGCUUACCCUGGGGCAGGACAACUUCCACACAUUAUUGGAGGAUCAGAUUUGAUUGCUCACCAUGCUAAAAAGAAUUCAGAGCUAGAAGACUGGUUAAGGCAAGAAGUGGAGGAACAGGACCGACAAGCAAGAGAAGAAUCACUUGCUGAUGAUCUCUUUAGAUAUGAUCCGAAUGUGAAAAGAAGAAGAUAAAUUGUGACCUGGAUUUACAGUGUUUCUCUGGCAAAACCUGCUUUCUGUUCCUUGGGUUUCCUGGUUACAGUGUCUAAGAUGUUCCUAUAUAUAACCAUUUGAAUAUCUCUUAUUGUAAGACAUGAUUUCCAAGUCUUGCUUUUAUUAAAGAAAAAGAAAAGUUCUUUUCACUGUUUGGUAUUUACAGAUUGUGUCAUUGUCAAGACCUUCCCAUUAUUGACUUCAGAGUAGUGUUCAGUAAAAUACUGUAGAUACUUAGGAUUUCAUUUUAGACUAUUUCUAAUGUUUGGUUAUUGGUACUAUUUUUGGGGGGAAAAAGGAAGUUAGCAUCAGGAUAUUUUUUCUUUUUUCAGAAAGGCUUUAUUAAUUAGGUGUUUUCAAGGGUGUUGUCUUAAGAACUGAAAAUCUAUUGAGGCUGAGAUGCAACUGGUAAUUGAUCAUGAUAUGAUGAUAUGAUAUGAACUUGAUUUGAUUCAUAAUGAACCACGUCUCUGUGGUUUGUUGUAUAAAGCAUAUACUAUUGUUACUGGUACAGAGUAUCUUGGAACUGAAAAAAAAACCCAGCUUCUUUUUCUCUUGCUUAAACAUAUUUUCAUUUACACCUUUAAAUCAGUGUGGUCGAGUGCUCAUUUGUUAAAACCUACUUCCAAGCCAGACCAAGUCUUAAAGAGCUGUUGCAUUCCAAUUUGGAAUUUUAAAUUAUAUGACACAUUUCUUUCUCUCGUGCCUUUACUCUUUGCAAUCACUGUGUAAAAAUGUGGCCUUCAAAAUAGUUCAAUUAACAGGAAAAGAAAGCUAUGAAACAAUUACCUGUUUGUGGAUUAGGAGAGCUCAUCUUAAUGAUCUGAGAACUUGCAAUUUGUGAAAUUCCCCUGGGAGUACAGUGUUAAAAACUUUCCAGACUUCCUGCUCAGCUGUAUGAAGCCAUCACAUACAGAUGAAGAUGGACAGUAGCUCUCUUGCAUCCUAUUUCAAGAGGGAGGAUCUCCUUCCUCAUGUGAGGAAGUAAUCUGGUUUAUAUAAUUGAAUUGACACAAAAGUACCCCUCUGCCAAGAGCUCUGAGCGUAUGAGCAAGAUGGGCUGCACCAUUUGAAGCUGCUCCGUUGUGUAUCAGAUCUAAAGAACAGCAUUGCAAGAUCUGUGUGUGUCAGGGUAGCAGAUGUGCUGAAGUCAAUCAUGGUUACAACAUGCAGAAAAUAUUUGGCCUUCCAAAGCCAGUGUUUUCUUAGGUCUGUCUUGGCAUCUUCUUGCUGGUCAGCAAUGUCCAUUGUGAUACACAAAGUGCAGCCCAAUACUUCAGAGCUCUGCAAAAGCUGUGAGAGUGUUUGCAUCAGGGCACAUCAACUCUAAUCCACCAAACACCUUUAAAAAGACUGUUCUUGAGCAGUUGAAAUUCUUUUUGGAGGAGGGGUACUGACUGUUCCACCCGCAGCUGAGUUUUUCUGCUAUCACUGAGAAUUACCAGGUUUUCUGGCUGGUUCUACUGGUUCGACAGAGUUCUUGUAGAUUGCUAAGGUUUUUGAUUGUUGUUACUAAAUUCGAGAAAAUAAGUUGGAUAGUAGAGUAUCAAUGGACAAGAUUCUUCAAGAUUCUUCAAAAAGGUUGUAUUUACAGUUGUUAAAAACAGCUGGAGAAUUUCUGAGGUGAAGGGACAAAACACACAAUGUAAGGGGGCCUUCUACAAGAAAGUAAAGGCUAAAUUCUUUGCUGCUCAGACUGCAAUCUGCUAGGGGCUCAAGCAACCCUGGCUGUAUAGCUGAAAGCGCUCUUUUUGUUCAUGUUUUAUGAUUUAGGGCUCAUCAAAUCCAGUUUCCCAGGCAGCCGACUUUAUCAGUUUUGAUACUUUUUUUUUUCAAAUUUAGUAUGUAAGAGUUGUGGGUCCUUUUCAGCUCAGAAUAUUCUAGGAUUCCACCUUGAGGAUGCCUAGUAGGUGAUAUAGUUUGGUUUGUAAUUCAGUUUUAGCUGCUGUCCAGUUGAUGAAAACCCUGCACGUUAGUGCACCUGAGCUUCUGCUACUUCAGUAUGAAAUUAGACUGCAUUAAAAAGCUUAGACACACAAACCCCUUAACCAUGGCUUGAAUUGUAACACCAAACUCAUACAAGAAGUCCUGUUCAUUAUUCUGAAGUCUUCCUUCCAUUUUAAGUUAUUUUUGGCAUGAUUUUCACCUGAGGACAUUAGAGGUAACAUUCUUGUUGACUUACUGGUUUGGCCUUCUGUUACUGAAGUUUCUGAGGUAGAUGAUAAAGGACGAUUACAUGAUUCAA
Messenger RNA from Hirundo rustica (Barn swallow), 4704 nucleotides. It is a transcript of the gene NBN, whose product is annotated as nibrin. The transcript has 16 exons. Gene Ontology annotation, cellular component: nucleus; Mre11 complex. Bases 162 to 2438 code for a protein of 758 amino acids. NCBI's taxonomy places the organism in Eukaryota, Metazoa, Chordata, Aves, Passeriformes, Hirundinidae. The record is from RefSeq and is a predicted model, not a curated record. Gene Ontology annotation, molecular function: damaged DNA binding; protein binding. Gene Ontology annotation, biological process: mitotic G2 DNA damage checkpoint signaling; double-strand break repair via homologous recombination; telomere maintenance.